Molecule: messenger RNA, 405 nt
Organism: Helianthus annuus (common sunflower)
Lineage: Eukaryota; Viridiplantae; Streptophyta; Magnoliopsida; Asterales; Asteraceae
Exons: 2
Coding region: 1-405 (134 amino acids)
Source: RefSeq, a predicted model, not a curated record
AUGAGGCAGAGGCGAUGGUUGGAAACGGUCAAGGACUACGAUUGUGAAAUACACUAUCACCCCGGGAAAGCCAAUGUAGUGGCAGAUGCGUUGAGCCGAAAGGUGGAUUAUGCCCCGAUACGAGUACAAUCAAUGCAGCUUAUUGUGACCUCGGGCCUACUAAAACGAAUCCGAGAAGCACAAGUUGAAGCAGUGAAGGUGGAAAACUGGAAAAAGGAAAGAAUUAUCGGCCAAUUUAAGGAUCUUGAAGAAGGCAAUCAUGCUUUGAAAACACGUUUCAAUAGAAUCUGGGUUCCUAACACAUGUGGAGUUAAAAAGCUUCUACUCGAUGAAGCUCACAAAUCCUUCAAGGCAGAGCACCAAAAACCAUACGGUAAACUCCAACCGUUGGAAAUUCCGGUUUAG